This is a messenger RNA of Canariomyces notabilis, 1473 nucleotides long. RefSeq names its product DnaJ-domain-containing protein. The record is from RefSeq and is a predicted model, not a curated record. Gene Ontology annotation, molecular function: protein-folding chaperone binding. Bases 169 to 1245 code for a protein of 358 amino acids. Gene Ontology annotation, biological process: translational initiation. NCBI's taxonomy places the organism in Eukaryota, Fungi, Ascomycota, Sordariomycetes, Sordariales, Chaetomiaceae. The transcript is spliced from 3 exons. Gene Ontology annotation, cellular component: cytosol.
CCCACUUUCCACUGAUCCAAUUCGACGCAGACUUAACCUGCCUGCAACCCGACACAUCACGAGAGUCGAAACGCCGACAACUCAGGCUGCGCACAUUUUGGCUCUCAGCAACAGCAUCCACAUCCAUCCAUCCCGACAACUAGACAUCGACAGUAGCCAGCCGCAAUCAUGGUCAAAGAGACAAAGCUCUACGACGCCUUGAACGUCAGCCCCACCGCGACCCAGGACGAUAUCAAGAAGGCCUAUCGGAAAGCCGCUCUAAGAUGGCACCCCGACAAGAACAAGGACAAUCCGGAAGCCGCUGAAAAGUUCAAGGAGUGCUCGCAAGCAUACGAGAUCCUGUCCGACCCGGAGAAGAGAAAGCUGUAUGACCAGUUCGGCCUCGAGUUCAUCUUGCGGGGCGGGCCCGUCCCGCAGGCCGAUGGUGGUGCCGGUGCGGGCGCGAACCCCUUCGCCGGCGGCGGCAUUCCCGAGGGCUUCGCAUCCUUCUUCAGCGGCGGCAUGCCUGGCGGCGGCAGCGCGCGCUUCUCGUACCACUUCACCGAUCCCAACGACCUUUUCCGGAACACGUUCCGCGACAGUGGCCUGGGCAGCGAUUUUGAAGACAUCUUCUUUAGUGGGCCGAGGUCUUCGACAGGCUCGACGAGCUCACGGAGAGGCAUGCGGGGUUCCUUUGGCGAUAACAUGCGAAGCGCGCGGCAACCGACGCCCGAGGUGACGACGGUCGAGAAGCCGCUGGCAGUAUCCCUCGAGGACCUGUACAAUGGCGUGACAAAGAAGAUGAAGAUUAAGCGCAAGAUGUUUGAUGAGACUGGCAAGCGGACCACGACCGAUGCACUGCUUGAGGUGCCCAUCAAACCCGGCCUCAAGAAGGGCAGCAAGAUCCGCUUCAAGGGCGUCGGCGACCAAGAAGAGGGUGGGCAGCAAGACAUGGUAUUCAUCAUUGAGGAGAAACCGCACCCCCUCUUCGUCCGCGACGGUGACGAUAUCGUUCACACGGUCGAGCUAGACCUCAAAGAGGCACUCACAGGCUGGAGACGGACGGUUACAACCAUCGACGGAAAGAGUCUCCCCAUCGAAAAGUCCGGCCCGACACAGCCCGGCAGCUCAGACACAUACCCGGGCCUCGGCAUGCCCAUCUCCAAGAAGCCCGGCCAACGCGGCAAUUUCAUCGUUAAAUACAACGUCCGUUUCCCCAUGACGCUGACGCCUACGCAGAAGCAGAAGCUAAGGGAAAUCUUGUAAAUUUCCCUUGCCCUGGAAGUGGCCCAUCACAGGGGGUGUUGCACUUCUGCACAUAUAAUGGUCUCACAGAUUUCACACGAAACCAUGACAUCGGCGUUCUGGAGUUCUCAUUACUUUUAAAUCUCUUCUCAUUCCUCGUUGACUGGUGGUAUUCGCGGCCGCAAGGAAGUGAGUUCACGGAAACGAAGGUGGGGUGGGGCUUGUCCUUGACGCAUUGCGUUGGGGGUG